UACUAGCUCGCAAUCAGGAUAUUGGAAAUUGGAUUCGCGGGCACACGAAAUAACGCCCAUACAUUAGCAGCGUUUGUAAACAAUCAUUCGUUACGUGGGUUGUGGCGCAUCUUAGAGUCUCUCCGCAUGAGUCAACUAUUUAAGCAGGCCAAGGAGCUCUAUAAGAAUGAAAAGUAUCAAGAGUGCUAUGAAAUCGCUAAGGAAAUUUUGCGAAAUUCACCUGAUUACGGGGUAUUAAUAUUAAAAGGAGCUUCUUGCUCUCGAUUGGAAUAUCAUGAAGAAGCGAUAGAAUCCUACCUUUCAGCCUUGGAGAUUGAUCCAGAGAAUAGUCAAGCUUGGUUUGGUCUUUACAAUGAAAUCAAGAGAAGUCCUGAUAAAAAUGCUAAUAUUCUAUUAAAAGCAUGUUCAGUGCUCAUUAACAAAUCAUCUAGGUCAGAUUCACCUGAAAGAUAUUUGGAUUAUUCUAAAACGUUUAUUGAAACUGCGGUUCGGUUUCGGCUACCAUUACCUGCUGGAUACGAUAAGUUUGAUGAUUUAUGUGAACUGGUUCUGGAAAGCGAGCCCGGCAAUGUUUACGCCCUUGAGGCUUUUUUCCGUCUACAAAUAGAAUUUUUCAUGUUCUAUGGAUUUCCUGAAUUAAUUGAUCAGAGUUUGUUCAUCGAAUCGAAGUUCGCUAAAUUAUUCACGCAAUCAGGUCCACAAUACAUUAACCCUUCAUCUGUAUACGUUAAACGAUUGGAACGUUUUGGAGAAUCGCUGAAGGCAAUACAAGAGUCAAUGAAUUUAAGCAAAACUUCAAAUAUCACAUUAUGUUUAGGUCAUUUAUUGUAUAAAUUGUAUGUUUAUUUUAUUCCAAAUUUUGCAUCACCAACUGAUAAUAACGAGUAUGAUGUCACUACUUCAGGAGAUCGAACUGAUGAACACACUGAUUUAUGGGAUUGUAUACAAAGCGAGAUUAAUAAACUUAAUUAUGAUGGUAUUAUUGGAUUGAAUAACUGGAUAGAGCGGAACAUAAUUGAUCUCCAUGCCGGAUUUUUGUAUGCCUUGUCUGUGUUCAAGCGUUCUCAGUUCAAUGAAUGUAAUUUGAUAAUUAAUCAGUUGAUAUCUUAUAUUGAUAAAAAUUGUCGACAAUACAAUACAGAAUCUACUGAUUUUACUGGAUCAGUUGAUAAAUUAAGCAAGAGUUCAACUAGCAAUAUCCCGUCUCAACGUCUCAUGUGUACGCCACUUCGUUUAAACAUAACCAAAUUUUCAGAAAACGUACCAACAACAUGUGAUAUAUAUACAUUUGUUAAGUAUUGGCUAAGUACACUUUUGAUUGCAAAUACUUGUAAUUCAGAAGUCGCAACUAAUGAUAAUGAUGAACAAAUUGGAACUCUUCUUCGGCAAACUGAGAAUGCUGACUACAUUCCUUAUUGUUGGAAAGAUGUAUUUCUUACUCUUUCUAUGGAAUACUAUCUACUUGUGAAUAAUAUAAAAGCAUCAUUUCAUAUCCUGGAAAAGUGGAAAUCUCUUCAUGGUUGUCGAAAGGAAUCAAAAAUUGAUAAUGCCCGUUUAUCUCCUCGGUUUCAAGUCUGUUUAGUGUGGUUAAAGUUGGUGUUUAAUCUUAAGCCUGCGGAGUUAAAAAUUAUGGAGGAGAUAACACCACUCUCUGGCAAAGAGGAAUUAUUGAAUUUACUCAAAACAAGUGAUGCAAUUGGUUCCAGUCGUUUUCAGUAUUUAUUGGGAUAUGUUAUGAAAAUCUGUACACAAUCAUUCAAAGACUGUUCUUCUACAAUGGCCUUAGAACAGCAACUAGAGAAAUUCUCACUUGGUAUUCAGUUUGAUAUGCGUUAUUAUGCUAAUUACUUGCAAAUUGGUCACAUAUAUCGUGAGAUGGAAAAUUCAAAGGAAUCACUAACCGCUUAUGCUGAGGCUUAUCGUUUAAUGCCUUCUUUGCCAACUUGUGUGUAUUAUUAUGCAGUGGGAUUGUGUAGACAAGAGGAAUGGGAAAAGGCGUUAGAUGUCUAUUCUUCUAUAGACAAGAGUGAAUUCACCAAAGAUAUGUGGCUUAAUUAUGGUUUGAUUGGUUUACGUUUGGGUCGAAUUUACGAAUGUUUACCUGCUUUACAACGGGUUGUUCUGCUUAAAAAUGAGGCAUUACACUGGGAAAUUCUUGGAGAAGCUUACUUAUUACGUGGUAGUCAUGAGACUGCUAUCAGAUCAUUCAACCGGGCUUUAGAAUUGGGACCUAAUCGACCAUUUGCGUUAAUUCUGUGUGGACGAGCUUAUCGUCAUAUGAAUGAAAUUUCUGCAUCACUUUCUUGCUUUGAUAAGGCCUUGAGUGAGAUUGUAGGAUGUUAUAUGACUGAUCCGCUGUAUCGGAAGUUUUAUGUUCUAAUACUUAAAGAAUUAAUUGAAAUACAUAUGAUGAAGUGUCGAUCGAAUAUGUAUCAAGGAUUUACUGGUCAGGCGAUAAACGAUUUACAACAUGUUCUACACCUACUGGACAAACUACUGGAUUAUUUUGUUGGUUCAAAAGUUGUACCCUUUUGGAUUUUUCGAUACAUUGGAGAUGUUCUAAGUUUGCUUUCAGUUGUCGACGAUCCUAAUCUUUUAAUUGUAAUACCAUCACGUAUUAUUUCUUUAAUGAACAAUGCUGAGGAAAUCUGUGUCGAUUCGAAACUGAUGGAUGAUACGAUCAAACUAAAUAUUGUAAAUUGUCUUCAACUUGCCAAUAUGUGCGUGUAAUGUUUUCUUUUUUAUAUUUUGGGAUGAUAAAUGUCACACUUAAUAAUUUUUCUCCUAGCAGUAGUCAUGUACGUGUCAAUUCAUUUGUUGCAGUAUCUAGGAUUAUACAAUAAAUUGAUCAGUAUAGUAUAACCAAUAACAUGUGUCUAGACUUUAGUCAAACUUACAACGUAAUCAUCAAACUAGAUGCCUUGCCAUCGUGGAGGACUUUGAAUUGAUUAUAUCUGGAUUCAGGAAAAGAAAUCGAUUUUAAUAAGUUUGUAAAAGAAUAGUGUUCUUUUUUGAUUUUAGAGUACUAAAGAUAACUGGUCCAAAACGUUCCAACAGUCAGUAACGUUAUCAGCUAUUGAUCUUGGUUACAGAUGCAGGUCACUUGACUGAGAGGGAUUCUAGAGAUUCUAUGGAAUUCGUGAUUAAAACCCCAAAUGUUACAUUAGAAGACAAAUACACUCAGUUGUAAUGAUUCCCUAUCAUUAUAGCUUCGCAAUUCAUUCUGAUUCACCUAUUUUUACCAAAUUGCCCGUCUGUGUAACUGUUUAUUUGUCUGUAAGAUUUGAAAUGUUACUUGGAGCUACUGUAACCAUCGUUUUGCCAUUUCUUUUCAUUUUAAUAUCAAUUUCAUCAAACGAAAUUACGAUAACAAUUUAAAAGUUCUCUAUACUGGUAAAUAAAUUAAAGUGUUUCGGACAAUAGUUAACGCUUACAGUAGAAAGAAUUCAACAAUUAUUAUGAAUGUUCUUUCUGAAGCGCUUUAAUCUAGUUAAAAUUUAAUACAGUUUGGUUUUCACGUUUUUUUACCUAAAUACUAACUUCUUAGUGGAAUGUUGUGGAGACAAUCAUUUAGCUUUUUUGACUUGAUUGAUAGUUUAGGCACAUUACUAAAGCCUUCGGAAAAAUAUCGGAUUGUAAUUAGACUAGAUUUUGGAUAGCCUAGCUUCUGAUGUGUGUAUAUACAGUCGAACAGCGGGGUAGAAAGCCAUCGUCACUCGUCUUAUGCUUGACUUACGCUUUGUGUGCAGUUUUGUUACCCACCAUUUUGCCAACAUUUUAUCAAAGCAAGUAAUUUUGUCAAGCCUUUUUGUAAACGUUAUGGUUUAAUACAAUUUCAUUAUCUAACUAAAUAUGAAGUUAUAAACUGGGUUGGUAAAACGCUAAGUUCUUACUCACUUAUACUUGAAAUCAUCUGUUAACAUAUUAUUUCAUUAGCCAAGUCAGCUGCAUUCAUGGGGCUUCCCAUUCAUUUUGAUAAUGUGACUUUUAAAGCUUAUUUAGCGAUUACAGUAAAGUACAAUGUGUGCUCACUUGAUUCAUGUAGCUUCCAAACGGUGACUUUAUUAAAAAUUAGGGCGGUGAUAGCUUAUUGCUUUCAUUAUUGGGAAUAAGUCGGAUAAUAUUGCAGUGUGGAGAUUAGCACGUUGAAGGAGCAUCAUCAGUUCUCUAAGUAUGGUUGCUAAAGUUACUAAGUCCAGAGGGAUCUUAUUGUAUUUUGUCAUUUAGAUUUCUUAUCGUUAGGUCGACUAGGCAUUUGUAUUGUCUUGGGUAGGUAAAAUUCAGUUUCCGCUUUUGUUGCACUUCUAAGUGAUAUUGGGUUUUCUGGAGAUUAUGCAUACACUUAGUAAUUGUUUGUAUAUUAAAAUGCAUAAUUUCCUUUAUUACAUCUUUCUAAUAUAUAUAUAUAUAUAUAUAUAUAUAUAUAUAUAUAUAUUACAGUCUUUGUAAUCUAGAGUUGUUUCGCUUUACAUUUUUCCCCAGUUAUUUAGCCUGUGCUAUUCGGAUACGUUUGAGUUCAGUUAGAUAUCCAACAGUGUCGUUACAACUCAAUGCUUCUCUUACUUCUCCUACUAAUGUUGUAGCAUCUGGAAGUGAUGCAGAGAAUCAUCCAUCAAAAUUAUUAAUUAUCAG
Messenger RNA from Trichobilharzia szidati, 4632 nucleotides. Lineage: Eukaryota; Metazoa; Platyhelminthes; Trematoda; Strigeidida; Schistosomatidae. The record is from the annotation of a GenBank genome assembly.